Capsicum annuum is the source of this 2210-nucleotide messenger RNA. RefSeq names its product squamosa promoter-binding-like protein 3. The transcript has 5 exons. The coding region runs from base 475 to 1872 and encodes 465 amino acids. The record is from RefSeq and is a predicted model, not a curated record. NCBI's taxonomy places the organism in Eukaryota, Viridiplantae, Streptophyta, Magnoliopsida, Solanales, Solanaceae. Gene Ontology annotation, cellular component: nucleus. Gene Ontology annotation, molecular function: DNA binding.
AAAAAAAAAAAAAUUAAACUGCCAUUUUUACCUUAAUCCAUUUUUGGGGUUUCAGAACAAUUUAAUGUUUGGUUAUUUAUUUGCUUUCAUUGAUUAGGUGACGAAACAAGUAGCUUAAAAUGAUGUUUUGGAGUUAACAGAUGCAAUAGAUGGGAGAAACAUUUGUGGUCUUGGACUGGAAGAGCCCUGAGCUCUGUUUCUGUAAUUGAAUAGUUAUUUCCUUGUCUACUUAUAAUUUCUGUGCGUCUUAAUCAGCCUCAUACUAGCAGUUCUUUUUCUGUUACUGGAAUCAAACAGCUCUGUCAAAGAGGUGAACUCAUCUUCUACCUUGUCUUGAAAUGAUUGAGGCUGAUGCAGUAGUUCUAUCUAUGUGAGCUGCUUUAGAGUACAAGACAGAAUCCCAGUUCUAAUUGUUUUUUUGCAUUCCAUGAGUCUGGAAAUUUGGUAAAGCCAUCUCGUAGCUUCUUUCCCAAAAUGGAGUGGAAUGUGAAGUGGGACUGGGGAAAUCUAGUAAUGUUUGGUUCAAAGGCCUCUGAAAGUCCAAAAGAACUACAAUUAACAGAUUGGGGAGUUGAAGAAGAGGGAGAACUUGAUGGAGGAUCUUUCAAUUUGUCAAGCGGUGGUAGUGGCAGUGGUGGUUAUGGUUCUGAUGUGAAGUGUGGUUCUUCCGUCAAAAGUUCAAUAUCAGCUUCUACUGACUCUUCACCGAAGGAGGGCUUUAAAGCACCCAACUUUGCUUUUGAGGUAUUUGAUGUCUCUAAUGAGGAUCGUAGUAAGAAAUUGGAACCUUCCAAAGUUGAGGUCUUUAGAAAUUCACCACCCAUGGAGGCUUCAGUAGGCUCUGUUGAACCAGUGAUAGGUCUAAAACUUGGUAAGCGGAUCUGUGAGACCAUUGGUGGUGGAAGCAGUGCUAAGGUUUCAUCCUCCUUCCCAAACCCCACAUCAUCUGCUGCUGCAACAAAAAAAGCAAAAUCAUCUAGUCAGAAUGCACCAAUUCCGUGCUGUCAGGUUGAAGGCUGCAACCUUGUUCUUUCUUCAGCUAAAGAAUAUUAUCGGAAGCAUAGAGUUUGUGACAGUCAUUCCAAAUGCCCAAAGGUUAUUGUAGCAGGUGUAGCACGCCGCUUCUGUCAACAGUGUAGCAGGUUCCAUAGCGUGUCUGAAUUUGAUGAAAAGAAGCGAAGCUGUCGCAGGAGGCUCUCCGAUCACAAUGCACGGCGCCGCAAACCUCAGCAAGAAACUAUCCAGUUCAAUUCAGCGAGGCUUUCUUCAUUGUUUUAUGGUAACAGCCAACCUAUGAAUUUCGUACUCAACCACGCACAACUCAUUCACUCCAGAGCUGCUGCAAACUCUACCUGGGAGAGGACUCAAGACUCUAAAUUCAGUAUAACAAGAGGGUUUACUCCAAAGGCUGAAAGAACUGGCAGCACAAAUGGGAAGUCGCUACUGGAGGGGAUUCAGUUUUCAGGGGGUGUGGGUGCACAGAGUAAUGCAUCUAGCUUGUUCUUGCCCUCCAAGGGCACCACAGCCGAGGUUUCCCAUCAAGGUGCCAAGGAAUCCACGUUCAAUAUGGUUAUAGGACCGGAAUUUCCUCGUGCUCUCUCUCUUCUGUCAACUAAUUCCUGGGGUUCAUCUGAGCCUGAGACUGUUUCACUGCGCCAUGCAAAUCAGACCAGCAUGCCCGAGCAGAUGAUGCAGGCAAUUCCACAGGGUGUGCCACAUAUCUCCAGUCAAUAUUGGCAGGGUGGACAACAUUCAUCUGGUCCUCGUGACCAUACAUUGGCUGCUAAUAGCCACAGUGGGGGUAGCUUACAGGAAAUGGGACUGUUCAAAGCUCCAUUCGACACAUACUUUUAUCUCAACGCAUUUAACUGAAGCCAACAUCUAAAGCCUUUACGUGUAUUUUCAGAGGAUUUGGUUAGCUUCCCAUUGUCUUUUGACAUGUCAAAACUUGGAUCAAGCAGAAGGUCUGUUAGUAGGAUACUUCAAGCAGUUUGUUUGCCCUCUUAAAUUAGUGCUGGUAUAUAAAAAAUAUAUAGGUUUGGGCUUUUAAACUCCGAAGGAAGUCUAGUAUUAUGAAAUAUGCAGUAAAUUUAGUUUGCUUAAUUUAGGCAGUGACAUGGAUUCUGAAGAAUUGUAGUUUCUUGAUUCUGCAACUAGGCACAUAACUGCACAGGUCCCAGUUAUUAAUGACUCUUUAUCCCGUUUCAUCA